AUGAUUUACGAGCUUCCCAAGAGGAACACAUGGUGUUGUAUCGACCGAGGAUCAUGUGAAGCUCGCAAUCGCUCCUUCCCCACCCAUAGAAUGUUGUUUGCUUCGACAUCUGCAGGCAGGUGCGUCCCAUCCAUCGUACUCAAAGAAACUCAAACUCAAUUCCAUUUGGACGGUGGAACAUUUUGCGCUUCUCCUGAAUUUAUCAGAGCCACGUUGUCACAAUCGCAUCAUCAUCAGGUAGUUAUUGAACCUUCAGCACGGCACCAUCUCAUAUCAGUUCACAGUCCACGAUGCUCGACUUGCAUUCAUCCCUCAUGUGAUGGUACAAGGUCCGUGUAUGCAUGCUUCGAAUACCGACGCCAAACAAUCAGACAAAAUACAACCCCAAAGUCAUAG
Pochonia chlamydosporia 170 is the source of this 396-nucleotide messenger RNA. RefSeq lists its product as hypothetical. The transcript has a single exon. Lineage: Eukaryota; Fungi; Ascomycota; Sordariomycetes; Hypocreales; Clavicipitaceae. Bases 1 to 396 code for a protein of 131 amino acids. The record is from RefSeq and is a predicted model, not a curated record.